GCAUGGAAGCACAUGGAUGGUGGUUCCUUGGAUCAAGUUCUGAAGAAAGCUGGAAGAAUUCCUGAACAGAUUUUAGGAAAAGUGAGCAUUGCUGUGAUAAAAGGCCUCACAUAUCUUAGAGAGAAGCACAAGAUUAUGCACAGAGAUGUCAAGCCCUCUAACAUCCUGGUCAAUUCCCGAGGGGAGAUCAAGCUGUGUGACUUUGGGGUCAGUGGGCAGCUUAUUGACUCCAUGGCCAACUCCUUCGUGGGCACAAGGUCCUAUAUGUCGCCAGAGAGACUGCAGGGCACCCACUACUCCGUCCAGUCAGACAUCUGGAGCAUGGGACUGUCUCUGGUGGAAAUGGCGGUCGGGAGGUAUCCCAUCCCUCCUCCAGAUGGCAAGGAGCUGGAGCUGAUGUUCGGGUGCCAGGUGGAGGGAGAUGCGGCUGAGACACCACCCAGGCCAAGGACCCCAGGGAGGCCCCUGAGCUCAUAUGGAAUGGACAGCCGACCUCCGAUGGCAAUAUUUGAGUUGUUGGACUACAUAGUCAACGAGCCUCCUCCAAAACUGCCCAGUGGAGUAUUCAGUCUGGAAUUUCAAGACUUCGUGAAUAAAUGUUUAAUAAAAAACCCUGCCGAGAGAGCAGAUUUGAAACAACUCAUGGCUCAUGCUUUCAUCAAGAGAUCUGAUGCUGAGGAGGUGGAUUUUGCUGGCUGGCUCUGUUCCACCAUUGGCCUCAACCAGCCCAGCACACCAACACAUGCAGCCAGCAUCUAAGCCUUUAGGCAGCAGUGAAGAUCAAAUCCUCUGCCGGGUGGUGUGCCAUGUUGCUUUCAGGCCUACUUCCCAUGCUUGUCACUGUUCAGACGUGUGCAUCUCACCUGUGACAAAGGAUGAAGAACACAGCAUGUGCCAAAAUUGUACUUGUGACAUUUUUGAAAUUAUUGUCUUUGUUACUAUUGUUUUCCCUCAGUGGAUUGGCUUUGUGCUUGGGGCUCUUUGUGUGUGUGUAGAUGAUCCAGACCCAUGCCAGGCUGAGGUCCAGUGAAACUGGUGAUGUGGCCCUUGCUGACACUGGCACUGCUGUUCCUGCCUGACACUUGGGCAGAUUCUUAGAAACAUGGGUGGUACAACCUCUCAGUGGAGGAGAGGAAGAGACCCCACAGGCAGUGCAUGUGGAGCAUGCUUCGCUGCUAUGAUAAAUGAGCAUCACACAGUGUCCAUCAUCUUAGUACGUUUUGCUUUUGAUGUAGAAUCGAGCCGCUUCAUCACAAGCUAGCCAGAGCCCUCCACUGCCAUGAUAGUCAGGGCUUCACCAGGCUUGUCUACUGUGACUUCUGGUUGUUUCUAUAUUUAUUUUUCAAUAGACUGUGCGGGGUACUUAGUGGUAUAUGUCUCUUUAAAUUUGGAUUAGUGUUUCCAAAAUGCUGAUAUUUUGAAUGUCACAUGGAUCAAGGCAUUAAAACGUCAGAUUUCUAUCCCUGCCCCCAUUCAAGCACCAAUGCUAUUGUAAACGGGUAUAGUGCCUAAAAAUUGUAUGAGAAUCCUUUUAAUCAUUUUAAUCCAGAUGUUUAACAAAUCUAAUCUCUUAUUCUAAUAAAAAUACUGUCAACUU
This is a messenger RNA of Dipodomys ordii (Ord's kangaroo rat), 1597 nucleotides long. It is a transcript of the gene Map2k1, whose product is annotated as mitogen-activated protein kinase kinase 1. NCBI's taxonomy places the organism in Eukaryota, Metazoa, Chordata, Mammalia, Rodentia, Heteromyidae. Gene Ontology annotation, molecular function: ATP binding; protein kinase activity. The transcript is spliced from 9 exons. Gene Ontology annotation, biological process: protein phosphorylation. The record is from RefSeq and is a predicted model, not a curated record. Bases 13 to 759 code for a protein of 248 amino acids.